Aspergillus calidoustus is the source of this 621-nucleotide messenger RNA. Lineage: Eukaryota; Fungi; Ascomycota; Eurotiomycetes; Eurotiales; Aspergillaceae. The record is from the annotation of a GenBank genome assembly.
AUGCGCCGGCCGGACGGAGUAGCGGGCACUGAUUGGGCAAUGCGCUGGCGGGACGGAUUUGGCGCGACACCCCCUCGACACCUCCCCCUGGCAGAAUCGACGUUUUUUGGUGGUGACCGCCCGACCGUCCGGCCGAAACAGGGCGGCCAGUUCCUCCAGAACGAACACCUCGACGAGGACGUACAGAAGGCAAUCUGCGUGACCUUUGCCGUUACCACCCGCGCUCGCGUCACCACGGUUGAAGAAGCCCCUGAAGAACCCCCUGAAGCUGCCCCUGAAGCUGCCCUAGAGCCAGCCCAGUUAGUGGAUGAAUACGACGUCCUAGACCUCUUCUCAGACACUAACUCUGAGGUGAGCGAGCCUCCGGCCACCAUGCCCGACGAAGAUAUCCCUGGGGACGCCCAUAGGGACGUCACCCCCGAAGCAACCCCUAAACCAGAGGCUGAAGCCCCUGAAGAGCCCCUGGAGAACCUUAUCACGGAGGCCUACGCGAACGAUGAGCUUGUACAGGCCAUGAUCAAGGCAGUGAAUGAAGGCCUACCAUGGCUACCCACGCCUAUUAGAUCCCAAGGCGUUAAGCUCUCUAUGGUAGACCUGAUAAUACGCGAUAACCAGCUCUAG